AUGAGUUCUCAGCAAAGCCCUGCUAAUUUACAACAGUCGGUUGAAGCGGAAAAAGUUUACCAGUGGAUAAUAGAAUUAACACAUCCUGAUACGAGGGAAAACGCAUUAUCAGAAUUAAGUAAAAAAAGAGAAGUGGUACCUGAUUUGGCACCCAUGUUAUGGCAUUCGUUUGGUACUACGGCUGCACUUUUGCAAGAAAUAGUUAAUAUAUAUCCAGCGAUAAAUCCUCCAACGUUGAAUGCACAUCAAAGCAAUAGAGUUUGCAAUGCAUUAGCUUUAUUACAGUGCGUUGCUUCACAUCCUGAAACUAGGUCAGCAUUUUUACAAGCUCACAUACCUUUGUAUUUAUAUCCAUUUUUACAUACUGUGAGCAAAACGAGACCUUUCGAAUAUUUAAGGCUAACAAGUUUAGGUGUUAUCGGAGCAUUAGUUAAGACUGAUGAACAAGAAGUUAUUACAUUUUUACUUACUACUGAAAUAAUUCCGCUUUGCCUUAGAAUAAUGGAAAGCGGAUCAGAGCUUUCAAAGACUGUUGCUACAUUUAUCUUACAAAAAAUUUUAUUAGAUGACAGUGGACUGUGUUAUAUUUGCCAGACAUAUGAUAGGUUUUCACAUGUUGCAAUGAUAUUAGGUAAAAUGGUAUUGUCACUUGCUAAAGAACCAUCUGCUAGACUUUUAAAACAUGUUGUUAGAUGUUAUCUGAGACUUUCAGACAAUCCAAGAGCAAGAGAAGCUCUUAGACAAUGUUUGCCUGAUCAACUCAGAGAUGCGACAUUUGCCGAUUGUUUACAAGAUGACAAAUCUACGACUCAUUGGUUGACACAAUUGUUGAAAAAUUUAGAACCUGGUACUGGACAAGCUGUUACUGGAUCUGAUCCAAGAGCUGUUGGAAUUUCUCCAUUACUUCAGGCUCAAUGA
Pediculus humanus corporis (human body louse) is the source of this 918-nucleotide messenger RNA. RefSeq names its product Cell differentiation protein rcd1, putative. NCBI's taxonomy places the organism in Eukaryota, Metazoa, Arthropoda, Insecta, Psocodea, Pediculidae. Gene Ontology annotation, biological process: negative regulation of translation; mRNA catabolic process. Gene Ontology annotation, cellular component: CCR4-NOT core complex; CCR4-NOT complex; P-body. The record is from RefSeq and is a predicted model, not a curated record. The transcript has 4 exons. Bases 1 to 918 code for a protein of 305 amino acids.